Quercus robur (English oak) is the source of this 3716-nucleotide messenger RNA. RefSeq lists its product as uncharacterized. Gene Ontology annotation, molecular function: protein binding. NCBI's taxonomy places the organism in Eukaryota, Viridiplantae, Streptophyta, Magnoliopsida, Fagales, Fagaceae. The record is from RefSeq and is a predicted model, not a curated record.
GGUCUUGAGAGUUGAAACUGCAGUCCAAGAGAGCUGCUAGCUGUCCUCACCGGUCUGGCGAGUUCUGUUCUGGAUAUCGCCGUGUAUCGGAGACGAUAUGGCGGGCAUUGACUCGGAAGAACCGGCCAUUCCCAACAUGACGACGAUAUCUCGGCAUAAUUUCGGCGAUGAUACUGUCGAACCGGUCUUCUCCAUCUCCAUCAUCGAGGUUCCUCCAUCUCUCUUUCUUAAUUCUUUAAUAGCAAUUUAGAAAGAAAAAACAACAAAUCGAGUACUAGAUCCGGAUUGGUGAUGCGUUCUUUUGGGUGGGUUUAUGUAGAAAUUGGAUUUUGGAGGUUUGAUUCUCUGCGGCAGAUGUCAUUCAUUCUUUGGUGAAUUGCUGAUGUGGCCACUUACAAUUGGAGAUGAUGUUUAGAUGGAUGCCACGUAUGUGAAAAUUGGCCCAAGUGUUUAAAACUUUAAAAAGCCUAAAACCCUCAACACAAACUGCAAAACGGAACGAGCGGUGCUCCUCCGCUGGUACGAGCUCCGUCUCCUACGCUGCACCCUCCCUUCAUCUCCGCCGUCCGAUUCUCCACCGCCGCCUCCUCAACCGCAGCCGUCCGAUCAUCAUCGAAUUCACUCUUCACUCCUCAACGACCUCCUCUCUUCAAUCGAGGCCGGCGACUAUCUCCGCGCCCUAUCCUCCGACGCCGCCGCACUCGUCCUCCGACAACUCGCCGAUGACGAGUCCUCCUCCUCCGCCGACCGAGUCUACUCCGAGUUGCUCCGUCGCGUCGAGUCCUUCCUUGUUUCAGAACCCGAAGACGACGAGGACAAGGCUUAUAGAGCGUUGCUCGUGGUCAGCAUCGCCGUCGCCGCGUUCCUCGCCUUCACUCAGUGCAACAUGACUGGGCCUUUGAAGGAAAUGGCAAAAUGUCCAUUGGCAUUGAAGAAAGUGGGUGGUAAAGGAGAAGAUGAGGAAUUGGUGGAAUGGGAAAACUGGGCUCGUAAUCAGCUAAUGGCUGCUGGCUCUGACUUGCUUGGAAAGUUCUCUAAUCUUCAGUAUUUAGUUUUUGCUAAGAUGUUGCUCACAAGGACAAGAGACUUGUUAUUUGGAGAAAGUGUGUCUUCCACGUAUGGAAUUAGUAGCAUCUCAUGGUGGCUCGCUAGGUUCAUAUUUCUUCAACAGAGAAUUUUGGAUGAGCGGUCAUCUUCCUUGUUUGAUUUAUUGCACGUCUAUGUGGGCGAGACUCUACAUCACUUUGACACUUUGGAAAAAGUGACGAGUUAUUUUGGUUCAAGUUUACACAAUGAAGAUGCUUUAGCAAUCAUCUCGAUGGUUCAUUUAGAAGCUGGGAUAAUGGAAUACAACUAUGGAAGAGUUGAUUCUUGCAGGCAACAUUUUGAGUCAGCUGAAGUGGCAGCUGGGCUUCAGCUUUCUGUUACUGGGAUUCUUGGCUUCCGUACUGUACAUCAGGUACAACCUAAGGCACAGAGUGUACUUGUUACCAACACAAGCUCAUCCAACUGUGUCAGUAAUUGCCCCUUAGAAAGCUCUGGUGUCCAGGCCCACAAGUCUAGUGUUGGAGAAGAUAAUUUGCAUCUACGUCAACCUGAAACCUCUGAUAUAUUGAUGACCCCAAAAUUGUUAGUGGAUAAUGAUGAAGGAAGUAGAUUGCAAGGCAUUCAAAAUGGGGGUCCUGCUACAGCCCCUUUGAGGGGGAUCCAACAGGCAGUGAUUCUGGUCCGAUGCCUUCUUAUUGAAAAGAGCACUCCACAUGGUGAAAUGCAGGGAUGGGAUAUGGCUCCAUAUAUAGACGCAAUUGAUUCUCAGCAGUUGUCAUACUUCAUUAUACAGUGUUUCUGUGACAUCUUACGUAUUCGAUGGGAAUCGACUCGCAGUCGCACAAAGGAGCAUGCAUUACUGAUGAUGGAUAAACUGGUCCAGAGUGUCAGUGAGCCUUCUCCAGGAGUGGCACAACGAAUUCCUUUUUGUUUUGGGGUUUAUAUCCCUACUAUUCCUGCCUUGCGAAAGGAAUAUGGUGAACUUUUAGUGCGCUGUCAUUUAAUUGGUGAGGCAGUUAAAAUUUUUGAGGAUUUAGAAUUAUGGGAUAAUCUUAUAUUUUGCUACCGCUUAUUGGAGAAGAAAGCAGCAGCUGUUGAACUCAUCAAGAAAUGACUAUCUGAAAUGCCUAAUGACUCCAGGUUAUGGUGUUCAUUGGGUGAUGUUACAAAUGAUGAUGCUUGCUACCAAAAAGCCCUGGAAGUUUCAAAUGAUAAGUCAGCUAGAGCUAAGCGAUCCCUUGCUCGUAGUGCAUACAAUAGAGGGGACUAUCAGACAUCUAAAAUCCUUUGGGAAUCUGCAAUGGCCUUGAUCUUGUAUCCAGAUGGUUGGUUUGCCCUUGGGGCUGCUGCUUUGAAGGCUAGAGAUGUUCAGAAGGCUCUGGAUGGAUUUAUUCGUGCUGUUCAACUUGAUCCUGAUAACGGGGAGGCUUGGAACAAUAUUGCUUGUUUGCAUAUGAUCAACAAGAGGAGCAAAGAGUCUUUCAUUGCGUUUAAAGAAGCUCUUAAGUUCAAGCGAGAUAGCUGGCAGUUGUGGGAGAAUUACUGUCAUGUUGCUUUGGAUGUGGGCAAUAUUGAUCAGGCUCUGGAAGCUAUACAGAAGGUUUCGGACAUGACUAGUAAUAAAAGAAUUGACAUUGAAUUAUUAAAGAGGAUUAUGAUAGAGGUGGAAAGAAGGGCUUCAACUGAUCAUUCUGGAUCUCCUUUGAUGACCAAUGACGAUAAUUUUACUUAUCAAGAAUGUCCGGCUGAUUCUCAAAUAGACAGUCUUAAUGAGUCAACAAAUGCACAGUCUGUGGAGAGAUGGUCAAGGGAAACUGAGCAUUUGGAGAUUCUUGGGAAAGUUCUACAGCGGAUGGUUCGAAGUGACGGUAGAGCAGAUAUCUGGGGCUUAUAUGCAAGGUGGCACAAAAUCAAAGGAGAUUUGACAAUGUGCUCUGCAGCCCUCUUAAAGCAAGUUAGAUCAUAUCAGGGAUCUGAUUUAUGGAAAGAUAGAGAUCGUUUUAAAAGUUUUGCACAAGCCUCCUUGGACCUUUGCAAGGUAUACAUGGAAAUUUCUUCAUCUACUGGUAGCCGUCGGGAACUCCUUGCAGCUGAGAUGCAUCUAAAGAACAUAAUUAAACAGGCGGAGAGCUUCUCAGACACAGAAGAAUUUAGAGGUCUUCAGGCUUGCCUUGAUGAAGUGAAGAUGAAGCUCCAAUCCAGUCCUUUGCCUACCUAAAUUAUUUGAUGAUGCCCCUUGGAUAUGUUAUUUACCUUCUUAACACAAGGGAUAUUGGAGUUUAGAAUGCAAGCCUUUUUGAUGGAUGUUUGCAGGGUGUCAAAAGAAUACAAGUACAUGAUAUAGCCAAAUUCUUUUUAUCAUAAUUGAUUCUUUUGCUUCCCAAGGAGAAGAGUAGAUGAAUGGAUGAAUGCCUACAAUUGAUUUUACUCAUGAAUUAAACCGUUGACCAUCAGAUUGAUCACUUCUGGGUAUCUCUAGCUUCACCACCGGGGGUGGGGGGAAGAGAAGAAGAAAUCGCGGAGUUCAGCCAUUGUUGUAUCUAUAUGGACAGCAGCUCUACUUCGAUAAUAGUCCCUAGGAAAUUAAAUGAAGUUUAAAAUAAUUGUGAAAAAGUGUGGUUCUGAAACCACCUAACCAUUUAAUUUAUGAGAUGUGCUUUUCCUAAGAA